Dovyalis caffra is the source of this 216-nucleotide messenger RNA. The record is from the annotation of a GenBank genome assembly. NCBI's taxonomy places the organism in Eukaryota, Viridiplantae, Streptophyta, Magnoliopsida, Malpighiales, Salicaceae.
AUGGCAAAGGGUCCUCGUCAAAUAAGCCUAUCUCAGCGAGAACAGGAAGACAAAGAAGGAGGGAGGGGUGUUUUCAAAAAUGCCGAGUUGCGUGAGGCGGGUGGGUCCGACGAUGUCGGAUCCGGGUCGAAUUGCAAACAAAACCACCACUUCUCUGUUCAGAAUCUUGCUAGUGGUGAUGCAAGCUCCAUAGCACAAAAACCUAAAAUUUCUUAG